Molecule: messenger RNA, 1082 nt
Organism: Pocillopora damicornis (cauliflower coral)
Lineage: Eukaryota; Metazoa; Cnidaria; Anthozoa; Scleractinia; Pocilloporidae
Product: lysosomal cobalamin transporter ABCD4
Biological process (GO): peroxisome organization; very long-chain fatty acid catabolic process; long-chain fatty acid import into peroxisome
Cellular component (GO): peroxisomal membrane
Molecular function (GO): ABC-type transporter activity; ATP hydrolysis activity; long-chain fatty acid transmembrane transporter activity
Source: RefSeq, a predicted model, not a curated record
CAACCUUUCUUUUAUGUUAUUUUGCAGUCUCUAUAAAUAUGUUUGAUUAUGUGGGUGCAAUUCUCAGCUACCUUAUUAUAGCAAUUGCUUUGUUUGGAGGAAAGUUUGACAACAUGUCUACAACUGCUCUUGGUGGAGAGAUAAGUAGGAAUUCAUUUUUUGCAAUGUACCUGAUAAACUGCUGCACACAGCUGAUUGACUUGUCAGUAGAUGUUACCAAUAUGGCUGGAUAUGUUCACAGUGUUUAGGAUCCUGAGCGGAAUGUGGGCUCCUCUUUCAGGAGAGGUUAUAAGGUUUUUACCUUUCGAUCCCAAAGUUGUCUUCUUCCUACCACAAAAGACUUUCGUUACGGAUGGUACACUACGACAACAGUUAACUUACCCUUGUGAAAAUCUUCUCCUUUAUGGAGGCCACUCUGAAGCAGGUGACGAAGACGAGAAACUUCUUGGAUUGCUCGACACUGUAGGGCUUGCAAAUCUCUGCAGCCGGGUGGGUGGCCUAGAUAGUCCUGUGGAAUGCAAGUGGGAGGACAUGCUGACUCCAGGAGAAAUGCAACGGUUAUCUUUCGCUCGUUUGUUCUAUCAAAGACCACAAGUAGCGCUCCUAGAUGAAGCUACAAGUGCCUUAGACACUUCCACGGAGAGUAAGCUGUAUUCGAUUUGCAAGGACUUUGGAAUCACUGUGUCCAGCGUUGGUCAUAGGAGAUCCCUCAGGCAGUUUCAUGACUUUGAGUUGAACCUUGACGGAGAAGGAGGAUGGGAAUUCAAGAAAAUUGAAGAUUAGUGAAAUUUUGCAAGGAGGUCGAGAAGCAAAUUGAAUGUUGAAAGUAGCAAGGAUUUUAGUAGGUUUUGCCGUACCUGGCUUUGUGAUUGGAUGACAAAAGCAGUGCAGCUCACGCUUUCCCACGCUUUGCUGCUGAUCACGUGUAUUAGCUUUUCACUCAUUGGCUCUCUGCUGUUUUCACGAUUUAUCAGAUAUAUCGCUACAUUUGUUUUGUAGUCACUCACAAAGGAGGGAAAUUUUAUAUUCUGUAGUCUGAGUAUGGGGGCGAGGUGCCGACCUAUUGUCUAAGAUUGCAACUU